Kazachstania africana CBS 2517 is the source of this 1086-nucleotide messenger RNA. RefSeq names its product Sas4p (gene SAS4). The record is from RefSeq and is a predicted model, not a curated record. The coding region runs from base 1 to 1086 and encodes 361 amino acids. The transcript has a single exon. Gene Ontology annotation, molecular function: histone acetyltransferase activity. Gene Ontology annotation, cellular component: SAS acetyltransferase complex. Lineage: Eukaryota; Fungi; Ascomycota; Saccharomycetes; Saccharomycetales; Saccharomycetaceae.
AUGGAAGACCUGGAUCUAGAAUCUGCCAGAUCAUUAAGGUCAAAGAGUAAAGGAAGCGAUGAUGACCGCCAAAAAUUCGAUUUUGAUAUGGAUGGCUAUGAAAUUGACCCUGAAAAGCGGUUCAAAUUUGCCAUCAGAGAAGUGCCCAAGGGGUUAACUCACUCAGAAGGCAUAAAGAAAGAAUCAAAGAUGCCAAACAAGGGUUUGGCCAAUGUCGAUGAGACAAGAGACUUGAUUACCAAUAUGAUAUUGAAUAUCGAUAGACAAAAACUUGAUACAAUACGUAAGCGAAGUAAAAAUGAUGAAUAUCUCGUGGAUCCGCUACCAGAUAAGCUUUACGAUUCAUUUCACAAGAAAAUGCUAAGGCAAGAAAAUCGAAUGCUAGAGCAGGAUGUGAUUGAGGGUGAAGAAGAAGCAGAUGGCUUACAAUUGAUUUAUGACAAAUUAUGUAUGCCAAAUUGGCCUCAGACUUUAUCAAAAGUCACCAAAAUCAAUGAUCAGGAAAAUAUGGAAGAAUUGCAAUUGAAAAAGAAGUUGACAAGGGAAACUAUCAAAUCCAUGUUGGAUAAAUUUCAUUUAAUGAAAAAAAAUAGCAAUAUGUUGUACAAAAAUAGAAGAAUAUCAAAAAAUGACAGUCCUCAAAAAUGGACUGAUCUUUACAAGCACGUCAAUAGAAGAUUUGUUCAAAAUUACGAAAGCUCUUCUGAAGAUGAGGAAGAAGAAAAUCUACCUAUCGAGGAGUUAAGAAACUUACGAAAGAAGAGAAGAGAAGCCAAAUGCGGUGGGUCUAUAAUAAUUGGCAUUGGAAUGAACCAACUAGUAAACAAAUUUGCGAUAGUAUCUGAACCUCUAAGAAAACCAUAUGUCAUUAGAUGCAGUGCAAAAGAAAAGUCGUUGAUGAGGAAGGUUGAAAAAUUGCCAAAAAGAUAUAGAUAUUUGCCAAGUUUGAGGACUCAAACUGCCAAAUUCAAACAAAAGACUUUGAUAUCGCGAGUUUUGACCAUAGAGACACCAAUUGAAUCUAAACCAAAAAGAGCUGGCAACACACUGGAAGCUGAACUACGCAAUACUGCAGAGAGCGAAUAA